CCGGCGCUGGCACAGGGCGCAGAGGGCGGCGCGCGGUGGACUCCGCGCCCGGGCAUCGCACCGGGCCGCUUUCGGCUCUGUCGCUCUGCCCCGGCCCGGAAAACCCGGCGCCUUCCAGGCCCUUCGAAAGAUGGAUUCUGUUGACGUAUCUGGCGGCCCUGGCGAGCCGGGUGGAAAGUUGGGUUUUGCCAGAUCGCACUGGGCUCGUCUUUGUGACGCUUGGCCAGCCCCGCAUCCUCCCGGAGCUGGGCCGAGUGGCAUCCGAGCCGAGUGAUGGACGAUCUGCAGUCCCAGAACCUCGCCAUGGACAUGAGCGACUCCUCCCCCGCCUUGACCAAUAACAGACUGGAGAAUGGCAUGGCCCAGCUGAUCACCACCGAGGCCUGGAACAUCAACUCCACCGACCUGGUAAAGAAGGCGCUGGUGACCGUGCCGGCCCCGUCCAUCCUGAACCCCCCGGCCGAGUCCCAGAGCGGUGUGGCUCUCAAGGUGGCGGCCACUGUGCUGCAGCCCCUGUGCCUGGGGGAGAGCCCCGUGGUGAUGCCCAUUCACAUGCAGGUGGAGGGCAGCUCCGCGCCUGAGCUCAACCAGAGCGGCAACGCCACGUACGUGAUGACCGCGCAGGGGCCUGUGCAGCUUCCAGUGGUGCUGGAGCAGCACGUGUUCCAGCACCUCAACUCCCCACUGGUCCUGCCGCCGGAAGCCCCGGGCUCCUCCAGCGCCAUCCACAACAACCUCUUCCAGGGGGCCCGGGACCCCGAGGCGCAACCCCAGCUCCUGGAUCUGCGGAUCCCCAGCCAGCCGCAGGAGCCCCCGCUGCCCUUCGAAGCCGUGCUCCACAAUCUGUUUCCUGCCCAGGGCGCACUCGGCCCCCCGCCCUGCCAGCCUCCCCCAGGCUACACCCCGGUGCCCCCCCAGCCAUUCAACUCCCCCUUGUCACCCCUGGUCCCGCCGGCCACGCUCCUGGUGCCCUACCCGGUGAUCGUGCCCCUGCCCGUACCACUCCCCAUCCCCAUUCCCAUCCCCGUGCCUCAGAGCUCUGAAGCCAAGUUCAGCCCGACUUGCCCCAAGCCACCAUCUGCCUUCGGCCUCCACCCCUUUAAAGGCCCCCAGAGCCCUCUCCAGAAGGAGGAAGUAAAGCCCUUUGACCUGUUCCAGCCCCGGGAGUACUUCCAGCUCGGCCGCCACACCGUCAUCAAGAUGGGGAGUGAGAACGAGGCCCUGGAUCUCUCCAUGAAGUCAGUGCCCUGGCUCAAGGCUGGUGAAGUCAGCCCCCCAAUGGGCCAGGAAGACACAGCCCUAGACCUGUCGCUGGCUGCCCACCGGAAACCUGAACCUCCCCCCGAGACACUGUACAACAGCAGCGGGUCCGUGGACAGCCCAGGUCACCCGGUGCUGGAGAAACUUCCCAGUGGCAUGGAAGUGCCCUUUGCCCCCGCCACGACACAGGAGGCUGCAUCUGUCAUGGAGAGUCACGGGGGCGGCAGCGACACCACGGAGCCACCCAGCCAGCCCAGCAGCGAGGUCAAGGCUGAAAAUCACAUGGAGAUGGUGAGCGAGUCCCAGGCGGCCAAGGUGAUCGUCUCCGUUGAAGACAGUGUGCCUACCAUCUUCUGUGGCAAGAUCAAAGGCCUCUCGGGGGUGUCCACCAAAAACUUCUCCUUCAGACGAGAAGACUCCGUGUUUCAGGGCUCCGACACCAAUAGCCCAGGAGAAGAGGCCUUGGGAAACACGGAGGCCCUCAGGAAACCCACCAAAAACCGGAGCAUAAAGUUAAAGAAAGUGAACUCCCAGGAAAUACACAUGCUCCCAAUCAAAAAACAACGGCUGGCCACCUUUUUUCCAAGAAAGUAAAUAAUGGCUUUUUAAAAUUUUUAUGAUUAUAAUAUGGGGAAAGGUGCAUUGGUUUUAUAAAAAAGGCAUUUAAAACAAAUUAUCUUUGUUAAUUAUUCUGGGGAGUAGCUGGGAACCAGGAAAAGCAAAUUGGCUCUAGAGGCCCUGUAAGCUAGGAUCAUUUUCUUUUUUAAUUUUUGACUUUUCACAAAUGAGUAAAUAAGAGCAACCUAUUUUUCAAGCAGAUUGCACAUUUUUUGCAGCUUUAAUGGAAUAUUGGGUGAAUCAGAGGGGGUUAAAAAAGCUAUUUUCAUUGCCACAAAGUGCUUUGAUGAUGUAAUACCUAAUAAAGGGUAGGAUGAAUAUUUCACAAUAAAUGUUCAUUUGCACUAA
This is a messenger RNA of Dama dama (fallow deer), 2226 nucleotides long. It is a transcript of the gene RAI2, whose product is annotated as retinoic acid induced 2. The transcript is spliced from 2 exons. The record is from RefSeq and is a predicted model, not a curated record. The coding region runs from base 274 to 1854 and encodes 526 amino acids. Gene Ontology annotation, cellular component: nucleus. Gene Ontology annotation, biological process: animal organ development. Lineage: Eukaryota; Metazoa; Chordata; Mammalia; Artiodactyla; Cervidae.